UUUAAAACUUGGGCCCAUAACUAGGCUGAGCCGAAAUCUACCUUUUGGUUUUUGGGCUUUAGCCCAAAUCCAACUUGUCAGUUUGGACGAGCCCAUAUCCAAUUAAUUAAAAUUAUCCAAAAGGGGUAUUCUUUUAGCGCGGGAAAAUCGUCCUGGCAAUACAGUUCGACUGUCGCUGCUCAUCUCUCAGAAUUUGGAGGAAAGCGCUCAAUCGGAGAGUGAAGAAGAGACGUGACACAUGGAGGGCAAUAGCGAGCUGGAAUUUCCAGCAUUCCCGUAUGAACCCUACUCAAUUCAGCUUGAUUUCAUGAAAUUCCUUUACCGAUCUCUUGAUAGUGGCGGCAUUUCCAUGCUUGAAAGUCCCACCGGGACUGGGAAAACCCUAAGCAUGAUAUGUGGUGCACUGCAAUGGCUUGUGGACAGGAAGAAACUGGGGAGUUUGGGAAAGAAUGGGAAGGAAAAUUUGGGUGAGGGUACUGAGGAUGACGAUGAGCCGGAUUGGAUGAGAUACUUUGUACCAAAUAAAGAGCCGGAUUUAGCUGAGAGGAAAAAUCUAAUGCAAAAGAGAAAAAAAGGGACUCAUUCAAAGGGAAAGGAAGAAAUUGUUAGAGACUUGUUUAGUUCUAGCGCAGGAGAAGGUGGAUGGGAAAAGGGUGAUGACAAAGAGGUGAGAAAUAUGAUGCCGAAAAUUGGGGUUGAUGAGGUGGAUGAUGAUGAGUUUUUGUUGGAAGAGUACGAUAGUGAAGGAGAAAAUGGUGGGAAAUUGAAAAGAAAGGAUGUUGGGGCAAAUUAUGUCUUCUCAAGUGAGGAAGAAGUGGAGGAGGAGGGGCUCGGUGAGGAGGAAGUGGAGGCACAAUUGAAGAUUUAUUUUUGUAGUCGGACACAUUCACAGCUUUCGCAGUUCAUGAAAGAGCUGAGGAAGACUAAAUUUGCUUCUGAGUUGAAGGUUGUUUGCUUGGGUUCUAGGAAGAACUUCUGCAUCAAUGAAGAUGUGCUGAAGCUGGGGAAUGCCACUCGUAUAAAUGAAAGGUGCUUGGAACUUCAGAAGAGUAAGAAAAAUGAAGUUUCUAAAAUGAAGAAGUUAGGUGCUGGAAAAAGGGUACGUGGUAACAAGGUUUCCUCUGGAUGUCCAAUGUUAAGAAGACGGAAAAUAGAGGAACUCAGGAAUGAGAUUAUUCAACUGGAAGCUCUGGAUAUUGAAGAUCUUGUUCAUAUCGGACGUAACUUGGGAAGUUGCCCUUAUUAUGGUUCAAGAAGAAUGGUGCAUAUAGCUGAUCUUGUGGUUCUUCCUUACCAGUCUCUUCUUUCAAAAUCAUCACGUGAAUCACUUGGUUUAAAUUUAAAGGACAGUGUUAUUAUCAUAGAUGAAGCUCAUAAUCUAGCUGAUACCCUCAUCAGCAUGUACGAUGCAAAAAUUACGGUGUCCCAGUUGAACCAGUUGCAGACUCACUUAGAUGGAUAUUUCCAGCGAUUCCGCAAUCUCUUGGGACCUGGAAACCGGAGAUAUAUUCAGACUUUGAUUAUCCUCACUCGUGCCUUUUUACAGAUGUUGUCUGAUAAUACGAAAGUUGUGAACCCGACUGAUCCCCCAUGUGAUGCUGACGAAAUUAAAAAUGCCUCUUGUUCUACAAUGACCAUCAAUGAAUUUUUAUUUGCUCUAAACAUUGAUAAUAUAAACUUGGUCAAACUUUUGCAAUACAUGACAGAGAGCAACAUAAUUCACAAGGUGAGCGGCUAUGGAGAUAAAGUUGCCAUCUCUCAAAAAGUUGUGGCUGUUGGAGAUGAUGGAGUAGUCAGUGAGGAGGAAAGUGCAGUAUCCGGUUUUAGAGCAUUAGCUAAUAUACUUUCCUCUUUGACAAAUAAUGACACUGAUGGAAUAAUAAUAAUCUCAAGACCGAAGCAAACAUGUAGUGGACUAGAAGGAGGAUAUCUAAAGUAUGUUAUGCUUAAUGGAGAGAAAAUCUUUUCUGAGCAGGUUGUUGGUCAAGCUCAUGCUGUCAUCUUGGCUGGAGGAACUUUACAACCUAUAGAGGAAACAAAGGAAAGACUUUUCCCAUCACUACAGCUAGACCGAUUGCCCUUCUUUUCAUGUGGUCACAUAAUUCCUUCUGAAAAUAUUUUGCCUGUUGUGGUUAAGCAUGGGCCUUCUGGCCAGUCCUUUGAUUUUAGCUACAAAUCCAGAAGAUCAUCAACCAUGAUUGAGGAGCUGGGUCUUCUGCUCUCUAAUCUAGUGACAGUUGUUCCAGAAGGUGUAGUUGUAUUCUUCUCAUCAUUUGAUUAUGAAAGCCUGGUCUAUGAUACAUGGAAGGAAUCAGGAAUCCUUUUAAGGAUUAUGAAGAAGAAACGCAUCUUUAGAGAGCCCAGAAAGACUACAGAUGUUGAAGCCGUGUUGAGAGAAUACAAAGAAACAAUUGAUGCUUUGUCCAUGGGAUCACCCAUGGGCUGCAAUGGUGCAAUUCUUUUUGCUGUUGUCGGGGGGAAGAUAUCUGAAGGUAUCAAUUUUAGUGAUGGGGCAGGUCGAUGCAUAGUAAUGGUUGGAUUGCCCUAUCCAAGCCCAUCAGACAUCGAGCUGAUAGAGAGGGUGAAGCAUAUUGAGGGUCUUGAGAAGACGACAAUCCUGAGUAAAAACCUGAACCCUUCCACUGAUGCUGAAUGUCAUAAUGGGGAUCUUGAGGCUGGGUUUAAGAUCCUUAAAAGUUGUAAAGGCAGAGGAAAAGAGUACUAUGAAAAUCUUUGCAUGAAAGCUGUAAACCAAUCAAUUGGCAGAGCAAUUCGACAUGUAAAUGAUUAUGCAGCAAUCUUGUUGGUUGAUGCACGUUAUGCCUCUGAUUCCACAAAAAGAAGCUGCCACCACUCAACUGACAAGCUGCCACAAUGGAUCAAAAGUCGUCUGUUUACUUCAACCCCCAAUUAUGGAGAAGUUCAUAGAUUGCUGCGACAGUUCUUCAAAUUCCACAAAAUGAAGGAAGCAACAGAUAAAGGUUUAAACAGCAAAAAAUGAUAAGAUAUAGCAGAAACAAUUAUAGGUAUACACUAAACACAGCUUCCAAUUUUCUCCUCUUCCAGCAACAAUUUUGGAAGUUCAUCUCUUACCCUUAUCUCAAAAUGAGUCCAAGUGGCAGAUUUU
Molecule: messenger RNA, 3127 nt
Organism: Sesamum indicum (sesame)
Lineage: Eukaryota; Viridiplantae; Streptophyta; Magnoliopsida; Lamiales; Pedaliaceae
Product: RAD3-like DNA-binding helicase protein
Biological process (GO): nucleobase-containing compound metabolic process; establishment of sister chromatid cohesion
Cellular component (GO): nucleus
Molecular function (GO): DNA helicase activity; ATP binding; hydrolase activity, acting on acid anhydrides, in phosphorus-containing anhydrides
Source: RefSeq, a predicted model, not a curated record